This is a messenger RNA of Symbiodinium sp. CCMP2456, 1470 nucleotides long. Lineage: Eukaryota; Dinophyceae; Suessiales; Symbiodiniaceae. The record is from the annotation of a GenBank genome assembly.
AUGUCAUGGAGGUACUUCCGAGCCUCCACUUGGCUUCUCCACUGCUUCACACUUGGCCUAGCGGCGUGUGGCCCGCCCUGGUGGAGGAAGGGGCGGCCGAGGACAACGCACCGAAGCUACGCGGAGGUGGAGCUUCUGUCUCGUUUGGCGGAGCUGCUGAUGCCGGGGGAGCCCAUCGGGGAGCUCUUCCGCGACUUCCCGGUGCAGCCCUCCGAUUCGUGGCGGUCGCGCUGGCUGUGCCCCGAUAUUACUGCAUUCGGAGUGUUGAAGGACCAGGAUGCAGCUUUGUUCGUCGAGUAUGACGGUCAUCCAAGACAUUACGAAGAGCAGGGGCAGGAAGCGGACGAGCGCAAGACGGAAGCCCUGCUUGAGUAUGCACCGCCGGGCUCUGGCCUUCUUCGCAUUAGCCAUGCUGCCCGGGAUUUGAGAUGGAAUGUGAAUUCGAUGGAAGUGGUGAUAGACACGUGGUGUGCCGGCCAAGGGCGGACAUUGAUGCAUGUUGUGCGACAAGUUGCGCAGGCCCUGCUUAGCAAUUGGGGAAGCGUACUUAGAAAAGAUGUUUGCGAGCGUCUCCGCAGUGUUGGGGCAACCGAGCCUGUGCCAGACCUUGAUCAGGCCAGCAAGUUUACGAGCGAGGCAGUGCUCACCAGCGACAUCGAGACUAAGAAGACGAAUGUGACUUCCUUCUUGGAGCAUGAGCUGAAGCUGUCGAAGAAGGGAAUCCGAGCUUUGGCAUGCAAGUUUCCACGAAUUUGGGGCAUCAGCAUCGAGGGCAAGCUGAAACCAAUCGCUGCGUGGUUCACGGAGGUUGGGCUGAGCCAGAAACAGGUGGCCAAAGUCGUUGUGGGCUUUCCUCCAGUGUUGGGCUAUAGCAUCGACGGCAAUCUAAAGCCCACGGUGGCCUGGCUCGAGGAUGUUGGGCUGAGCCGGAAACAGGAGGUUGGCUUGACCCGACAACAGGUGGCCAAAGUUGUCGCUGGCUUUCCUCGAGUGUUGGGCUACAGCAUCAAUGGCAAUCUCAAGCCCACAGUGGCGUGGCUCCAGGCUGUUGGCCUGAGCCAAACACAGGUGGCCAAAGUCGUCUGUCUGAAGCCGCAAGUGUUUGGCUCCAGCAUCGACAACAAUCUGAAGCCUACGGUGGCCUUUCUUGAGGAUGUUGGGCUGAACCGGAAACAGGUGGCCAACUUCGUUGCUGGCUUUCCUGCUGUGUUGGGCUGCAGCAUCGACGGCAAUCUGAAACCCACAGUGGCCUGGCUUGAGGAUGUUGGGCUGAGCCGGCAACAAGUGACAAAAGUCGUCUCAAUUAAACCGCAGGUGUUUGGGUACAGCAUCGAGAACAACCUCUCGCCGAAGCACGUUCUUCUGCAGCAGUUUUUCUCUAAGGAGGACAUUUGCUCCAUGAUUGCCCACCUUCCACCGAUGCUCGGCCUCAGAUAUACCCGUCUGCCGGCGAUUUCCCGCUUGCAUUGA